UGGUGUUUUGCUUUUGAACAUGAAACAAAUAGGCCAAUAUAACUUCUUCCAUGUCACAACUCAAUCGGGAAUUGUUUCAUAACGCGCCAACUGUCGGAAUUGUGGUUACGAUUGUGUCUAUGACUGCAGUGUAAAAUUCUCUGGCUACUGUUCAUUAUGCCGGGCGGAGCGGAUAGUGAAGAGGAGACGGACAAUGAAAAGGACACCGGAUGGACGGUGAAGAACUGCUGCCGGAAGACCAUCGCCUUCUUGUUUUCCCAUAUUGGCCUGACCGCACUGGUUGUGGGAUACUCCAUUAUGGGGGCGUUUCUCUUCCGGCAUUUGGAAUACCAACACGAGAUGGACAAGAUGGGGACCAUUCGGGAAUGGAAGAACGACACGGUGGAGGCACUAUGGAACAUCACGACCGAUGUCCACAUGCACGAGCUAUUCCAGAAUAACUGCACAUCCACCUGUUCUGUCCAGUCAAAUGAGACAAUGACCAAAUUCCAAAAAGAAGCCAAGGACCAGCAUAUUAUGCAGGCGGAAGCAGCUAAAACGGCUCUGGUUGAAAAUCUAUGGACCUUAACGAUGGACUUAAAUGUUCUUUGGAAAGAAAACUGGACACAAACCGCUGAAAAGGAAAUCAGCAAUCUGAUCCGUCAAUUACGUUUAUGGAACGAAGAAGCCGAAAUGCGCUGGUACAAACCAGCCGUAAAAUGCUCCACUGUCUGCAUUCCUACCCUGAUGGUUAAAAAUCAGACAAAGAGCAACUGGACGACAUUAGCCAUGGACCGCAUUGAAGAAUUCCAAAACAAUAUCAGUGACGCCGCACAACAAGGUUUCGAGACCAAGAAAUCCAAUCCCAAAUGGACAUUCUCCAGCUCCUUCUUAUAUGCUCUCUCCGUAAUAACAACGAUCGGUUAUGGGCAUGUUACGCCCAAGACACAAGCCGGCAAAGUGGUGACGGUGCUCUACGCUGUAGGGAAUUCUAUAAUGCUGAUGUUCUUGUCCAAUAUCGGGAAUUUACUAGCCAAAGUCUUCAUUGGGUUGUUCUCCCACAUGUGCCGAUGCCGUUUCUUAAAUCCACCGGAUCCAACGGCUGCACCAGCUAUUCCGGCAUGGGAACCGGAAGUGGCCGCCUUAGUGGAGCGCUUGAGCGUAAAGACAACAACGUUCCGGUGA
This is a messenger RNA of Paramacrobiotus metropolitanus, 1164 nucleotides long. RefSeq lists its product as uncharacterized. Gene Ontology annotation, cellular component: membrane. The coding region runs from base 157 to 1164 and encodes 335 amino acids. Gene Ontology annotation, biological process: potassium ion transmembrane transport; stabilization of membrane potential. The transcript has 6 exons. The record is from RefSeq and is a predicted model, not a curated record. Lineage: Eukaryota; Metazoa; Tardigrada; Eutardigrada; Parachela; Macrobiotidae. Gene Ontology annotation, molecular function: potassium ion leak channel activity.